AGUGUUACUAAACAAGUUUACAACAGCACAGAUAUCCUCUUGGUCAUGUUAUACCUAUAACACUAGCGCACUAGAGUCACAGCAUUUGAACGAGUUGACAUUAUCCUCUAUCUCCUCCUUUUGGUAAAUUCGUAUACUUGUUGGUGUAUUAUUAUGAGAAACUUUGCACUUCACCACUCCCUAAUUAGGCGACGAAAUUCUCACAAAACCCUCAACGCAUCCACGUUAGCAGCAUUACCAGUACCUCCUCCCCCUCAUACCUUUCCAAUUCGAACCAAAAGGCGCGCUUUACUCGACCUCUUACAACCACGCGACCACUCCGACAAACCCAUUUUCUACUACAACGCCAUUCAUGCCCAGAUUCUCCUCUCCGGCUUUCGAGACGAUGUUUUUCUGGCUAAUCUUCUCUUGCACUCCUAUGCCAAAUCUUGCUCUUUUAUUUACGCGCGGAAACUGUUUGAUAAAAUGCCUGAAAGGAACUCGGUUACUUGGUCUUCCAUGGUUUCUAUGUAUACCAAGCAUGGUAAUUAUGAACAUGCAUUGCUUAUGUUUUCGGACUUCUGCAGGAAUCCCGAUGGGCACCCGAAUGAGUAUACGUUGGCCAGUGUUAUCCGCGCUUGUGCGCAGUUGGGAGGGUUUGAUCAAGGUGCCCAAGUGCAUGGUUUUGUUGUCAAGACUGGUUUUUAUCAGGAUGUUUAUGUGGCUACUUCUUUAGUCGAUUUUUACGUCAAAAAUGGCGAUAUAGAUGAAGCUGACCUGAUUUUUGAGGGUUUGAAAGUGAAAAGUGCAGUUACUUGGACCAUAAUGAUAGCAGGGUAUGCAAAAUGUGGAAAAAGUGAAGUGUCUUUGAAAUUGUUUAACCAAAUGAGAGACACCGAUGUUCUUCCUGACAAAUAUGUUCUGUCUAGUGUUCUGACUGCAUGUUCUGCGCUCAAAUUCAUUGGAGGCGGCAGGCAAAUCCAUGCUUAUGUGCUUAGAAGGGGAGCCGUAAUGGACGUUUCAGUGGUUAAUGUGCUUGUAGAUUUCUAUACCAAGUGCGGUGAAGUGGAGGCAGCAAAGAAGUUAUUCGAUAUGAUUGUAGUCAAGGACCUCAUUUCGUGGACCACGAUGAUAGCCGGGUACAUGCAGAAUUCAUUUGAGCGGGAGGCUGUUAAGUUAUUUUCUGAAAUGGCCAGAUUGGGUUGGAAGCCGGAUGGAUUUGCAUGCAGUAGCAUUCUUACUUCGUGUGGUUCACUUGACGCUCUUAAUCAGGGGAGAGAAGUCCAUGCGUAUGCUAUUAGAGUCAAUCUUGUUUAUGAAGCUUAUGUGAAGAAUAGUUUGAUUGAUAUGUAUGCAAAAUGUGAUUCCCUUACUUAUGCAAGAAGAGUAUUUGAUUCAAUGACUGAUCAUAAUGUGGUGUCUUACAAUACGAUGAUCGAAGGAUACUCAAGACAGGAUAAGCUGUCUGAAGCGCUGCAUCUUUUCAAUGAGCUGAGACUUAGAUCGUUCCAGCCGAGUCUCUUGACGUUCGUCAGCCUUCUUGGUAUCUCAGCUGCUUUAUUCACGUUGCAGUUGAGCAAGCAAAUCCAUGGUUUGAUCACCAAAUAUGGGUACUGUUUGGAUGUAUUUUCUGGCAGUGGUCUGAUAGAUGUUUAUUCGAAGUGCUCAGUUAUUAAAGAUGCCAGACUUGUAUUCGAUGAGAUGUAUGAGAAAGACAUUGUAGUGUGGAAUGCAAUGUUUUGCGGAUACGCGCAACAGAUGGAAAGUGAAGAGGCUCUUAGACUGUACACAGAAUUACAAUUAUCGAGACAAAAUCCUAAUGAAUUUACUUUUGCAGCCCUAAUCUCAGCAGCCAGUAACCUGGCAAGUAUGCAGCAAGGCCAACAGUUCCAUAACCAGCUCAUUAAGAUGGGUCUUGACAGUGAUCCGUUCAUCACAAAUGCCCUUGUGGAUAUGUAUUCCAAGUGUGGAAGCAUUGAAGAGGCUUGCAAAAUUUUUAAUUCAAAAGUUUGGAGUGACGUUGCCUGUUGGAAUUCCAUAAUAUCAACAUAUGCUCAACAUGGAGAAGCAGAAGAAGCCCUUCUGAUGUUUGCAAGAAUGAUGAAGGAGGGAAUAAAACCCAACUAUAUCACAUUUGUGGGUGUGUUAUCAGCUUGUAGCCAUGCAGGCCUUGUGGAAGAUGGACUUCGCCACUUUGAAUCAAUGCCUCAGUUUGGGAUUGAUCCAGGGACUGAACAUUAUGCUUGCAUAGUGACUCUCCUCGGUCGUGCUGGUAAAUUAUUUGAAGCUAAGGAAUUCAUUGAGAAAAUGCCGGUAAAACCAGCAGCAAUUGUAUGGAGGAGCUUGCUCAGCGCGUGCACUGCUGCCGGUAAUGUUGAAUUGGGAACAUAUGCAGCAGAGAUGGCAAUUUGGAAUGAUCCAGUGGAUAGUGGAUCAUAUAUCUUACUUUCAAAUAUUUAUGCAUCCAGAGGAAUGUGGGCUGAUGUCAAGGUGGUGAGGGAAAAAAUGGACAAUGAUGGGGUGGUGAAAGAAACCGGCUGUAGUUGGGUUGAAGUGAAUAAUGAUGUUCAUACAUUUGCUGCAAGAGAUAGAACACAUCGUGAGGCAGAUCUAAUUUUUUCAAUUCUAGACAAUUUGAUUCUGCAGAUUAAAGGUGUUGGUUAUGUGCCUGAUAUUACGACACUUGUGAUGAAUGACUGAGAUGAAACAUGGUGUGGUAAUGCUCAGUGAAAGGGACGUUAUGAGCUCUUGAUAAACCAUGAAAUGAAAAUUUGCCCUGUGCAUCUUUUUGAAGUGAAGCUUGAGCUUGAUGAGAGCAAAUCUUGGGCUCCUUCAGAUUGGCUAGUUUAUCAGAAUGUGAAAAGCAGAAAUUUCCUUGUGAUGCCAUUUUGAUGAAACGGAGCUGUCCUUGGUCAAUUUUUGCAGUGAUUGCAUCUUGCUUUACAGAUGUGUCUCCCAUAUCUUGCAUAACAGACUGGCUGGAAAUUACUGCAACAAGGAAAACUUCGUCCACUAAGGUGAAUGAUUUUGCUUCAAGAAUUGCAGAAAAUGUUAGAGCGGCCAUGGAAGCUACUAAUUCCCUGCAGCAGGAAGUAAAACCCUUUGUUAAUUACAGUAACCAAAAUUCAAAAUGAAGGUGGCUUCUAAAACCCAUCCCAAGAGAUCCCUCAGAUGCUUCAGCUUCUUAUAUUUUGAAUUCUCUUGGGUGUCCAUAAACAUUUGACUCCCAGGGCCUUAUGUCUAAGGGGAAUGCAGAACUUGGUGAAAGUAUGAAUGUUUCAAGUGAUUCUGAGGAAGGGCCUGCUUUGCUGUCCAAGAUGGUUGCAGUUGUUUGCAAGUAACACUUGUUCUGCCUUUGUUUAGGGCAUUUGGAACGUUCCUUCCUUCAUGUUCUCUCUUACCUUUCAUUCGUGCUCGCCAGGUUUGUGGAUGAAAUUAAAACCCAUAAUCCCUUCAUUUGUGAUAAAUUUUAAUUUGAAGAGAGUUCGUCCUUUAAAUAUUCUAUUUCAGAGGAAUCUGAACGUCCUUUGCCUUUUAGGAUGUGUAAUUGCUGGUACUUGAGACUUUACAUUGUCAAAUGCAAUGUGCUGCUCCAACAGCUGCUCGUAUGUGUGGACGGUUCAUAUCUGGCGCAGCUAGAAUUGGCUUAUGGUUUUGCAUUGUUUAUGUUAGAAUUUGUUGGUUUAUAGUUAAGCUGUGUGGUGACAUUUUUUCACGUUCUAAUACUCUUUCUCGUAAUUGUUCAUAGACUAACUAACUAAUUCAUGUGCUAUUACCAAUAGUAAAGGAUUUUUCUCGUCUCUCUUGCCGUCUUUUAUAUGGAGGAGAUUUGUUCAAUAGUAUGCUUCAUUGAUUCGCAAAGUUUUUAACAUUGUUCAAUUGGAUUUCCUGUUGGUUUUGGUAAUGAAUGAAUGGGUAUGCCAACAUAAAUUUCUCCUUUUUUCUCACACCGCAGGUAUUUUCACAACUACGCCUAUCUGAAGCCUCAGCGCAUUCGGGUUCGUUUUCUACCAGCUGGAUCACAAGUCCCGUUUAAUAAGCUGGUCAAGCACAGUAUUGCAGGGAACUUGAUCUGAAGAAUUUUGCUUAUCUGGGAGAUGAGGUUCAAACUUGAGUGAGUGAGAUAACUUCUAACAAAAUGGAGAGAGAUAUUACUGCACAAAUAGUUCGUGCUGAUGGUCAAGAUGACAUCUACUUUCGGUCAUAUAUUCAGAGAGAUGGGCUCACUCCUAACCACACAAAUAUUCUUCCAACUUAACUACCUAUUGCUAUGUGUUGGGUUUUUAUCACAAAAAUCCCGGUGUUGUAGGAGUAGAAUCAUACACAUAUAUUGUAUUUUAUUUUCUCAA
Pyrus x bretschneideri (Chinese white pear) is the source of this 4328-nucleotide messenger RNA. Its product is annotated as pentatricopeptide repeat-containing protein At4g39530. Gene Ontology annotation, molecular function: RNA binding; protein binding. NCBI's taxonomy places the organism in Eukaryota, Viridiplantae, Streptophyta, Magnoliopsida, Rosales, Rosaceae. The record is from RefSeq and is a predicted model, not a curated record. The coding region runs from base 154 to 2679 and encodes 841 amino acids. The transcript is spliced from 2 exons. Gene Ontology annotation, biological process: RNA modification.